AUGACUGGACCUCUCGCAUCUGAUGCGCCGAGACAUUAUGAUGUUCUUGGUAUCUGUUCGCCAUUGCUAGGCCAGAAACUUUCAAGCUUAGACAUCAAACAAGCAUAUAGGCGGGCCCUUCUUCUUCACCAUCCAGACAAGUCCAAAAACCUCACGCCAGAUGAAUCGGAACGACAAUCCAAAUUUUCAAUUGAUCAAAUUACACACGCCUAUAAAAUUCUCAUAGAUCCGGUCUCACGCGCUGAAUACGACCUGUCGCUACGGUUGCAACCGGAAUCAUCCACAAAUGGCAGUCAGAUCAUCUUUCAUUCUGGACUUGAGACGGUUGAUCUCGACGACCUAGGUUUCGACGACUCGCAAGAUAUUUGGUACCGAAGCUGUCGGUGUGGGGAAGCGCGAGGCUUCGUAUUGCAUGAAUCGGAUCUUGAAAAAGACGCCACACUUGGAGAAGUUGUCAUCGGCUGUCGAGGAUGUAGUCUCUGGCUCAAGGUCCUGUUCGAAGCCAUAGAGGCUGCUGAGGGAGAGGGAGAACAGGAUCACGAAACAAAUGGUUGA
Molecule: messenger RNA, 555 nt
Organism: Xylona heveae TC161
Lineage: Eukaryota; Fungi; Ascomycota; Xylonomycetes; Xylonales; Xylonaceae
Exons: 1
Coding region: 1-555 (184 amino acids)
Biological process (GO): protein histidyl modification to diphthamide
Molecular function (GO): metal ion binding
Source: RefSeq, a predicted model, not a curated record